AUGAAUUUAGAAGAAACUCUCCUAAUUCUUUUUGAAAGGACACUAGAAUCAAGCAAAGAUGACCAUCUACAAACCAUACUCGCAAGUCAAGCUAAAAUAAUCUAGUAAAAAAAAGAAAAUGUCACCCCUAUGUAAUCCCAGACAUCUGCCAUUCAGAAAAAGCUCUAAGUCAUAGAGAAGAAUUUCAUAAACUAAGAUGCAUUCAAAAAAAGGAGAAAAUCUAAAUAUGACCACCGUUCUAAUACUGGCUCACAACAUGACAAUGAGGAUGCUCCAACAAUCAUGCUUGAUGAGGAUAAUCAAGAAACAAUCACUGACCAGUCUAGUUUAUAAAAGCUCAAAAGUGAGAAUUCCAAAUUACAAAAACAAAUUACAGAAUUAGAGUAUGUUCAAAGAGAAAAAUACCUUAAAAAUUGCAGCGAAAUGGAACAAAUUACUAAAGAAUAAAAGCUGUUAUUGGAAAACGACAAGAAGCUAAAUGAAAAACAAAGAAAAUCAAAUUAACGAUCAUAGUUAUUAUAACAAAAACAGUAAAAUUUGCAUAAGCAAGAAUUGAAUUAUUAUAACCAACAACUCAAUAUAGAUGAAUGUUCAUAGGAACAAUUAAGAUAUGAUAAUCAAUUAAACAACAGGAGAGAUGAAAUGGAAAAACUACAAAUCAAAUUGAAUAGUUUUGUGUCCCAAUUACUGAGUCUCCAAAGAAAUAAAAAUAAAGUACAGAGUUAGUUAAAUGUAUAAAUUGAUGCUGUUGAAUAAUUGGCUUAAUUCAUUCUAAAGGAACGCUCCAAUCUCUAGUAGGACUAACAAUAUCUUAGACAAUUCAAGGAAAAGGUCUUAGAGGAAAAGAAACAAGUCCUACAAAUGUAAGAGUAGCUAUCAUGA
Paramecium tetraurelia is the source of this 882-nucleotide messenger RNA. RefSeq lists its product as uncharacterized. The transcript has 2 exons. Lineage: Eukaryota; Ciliophora; Oligohymenophorea; Peniculida; Parameciidae. The record is from RefSeq and is a predicted model, not a curated record.